AUGGCAAUGGAGUCAUUGACAACAAACUCGUCCUCGGUCGUGUCGGAGUUUGAAGGGACACUUUUGAAGAACCAGGAUUCAUACUCUUACUUCAUGCUCGUGGCCUACGAGGUCUCUGGUCUCAUCCGUUUCACCAUCAUGUUGUUCCUCGACGUUCUCGGCUACAAAAACGCGGCUCUUAAGCUUAUGAUCUUUGUAGCGACGGCUGGUUUCCGCGAAUUGGAGAUCGAACGGGUAGCUAGAGCCGUACUGCCAAAGUUCUACAUGGACGAUGAUCAUCUUGGAGCCGAUGAGGUCAUCGGUAUGGAGCUGAUCGUGAACGGGUUCGGUUUUGUCCCCGGUUUAAUACGUGAAGUUGACAUCGAUCAAUCUGUUUUGAACCGUGUCGGUAACAUGUUUGAUGGUCGGAGGCCUCAUCUAGGUCUUGCACGACCGGCCAAGACGAUUUCUACAACUUUCUUGUCGUUGUGUGAGGUAAUUUUAUAG
Microthlaspi erraticum is the source of this 486-nucleotide messenger RNA. The record is from the annotation of a GenBank genome assembly. Lineage: Eukaryota; Viridiplantae; Streptophyta; Magnoliopsida; Brassicales; Brassicaceae.